AAUGCUAAAGAAUCUCAUUCCUUUUACAACUCUUUCACUCUUCCAAAAACGUAUCACUGAAAAAAAGAGAAAUGAAUUCUCCGACGGCCGUAUCUCCAACAACCAUGCCUUCACCGCCCCCACCUCCGGACGACUUACCCGUCGGCUUCCUCUCAGCUCUAGAUCUCGACUUCCUAAAUGUCGCAGGACUCUCCGCUCUGGCUAUGAUGUUCAUCUACUUCAUUUUCACCUGCUACGAACGGAAAUUCUGGAACCGAAACGGCGAUAUCGAAGGCGGACGGCUGCCAUCGGAAACGAUGGAUGAAUCUCCGGCUUCAGAAACAGGGGAUUCAUCAAGAAGACGGCCGUCUUCGAGGGCAGUAAUAUCGACGAGGCUGUUUCAGUACGGAGUAGGAGGAGGGGUAAUAGGGAAAAAUGCGGAUUGUUCGAUUUGUUUGGAUGAAUUUACUGAAGGUGAGAUUUGUCGAAUGCUUCCGAAAUGCAAACAUGUUUUUCAUCGGUUUUGUAUCGAUCAAUGGCUUCCCAAUGAACGCAAUUGCCCUGUUUGUCGUUCACCUGUUUAUGUUCGUCUCGUUUAUUCAUUUCCUUCUUGAGAUUUUUAUUUUGCUUUUUGGAUUUCUAAUUGUGAAUAAUUUUUUUGUUUAAUUCAUUUGUUCUAUCAUUAACAUUUUUUUUUCUCGAUUA
Messenger RNA from Cucumis melo (muskmelon), 684 nucleotides. Its product is annotated as RING-H2 finger protein ATL39-like. The coding region runs from base 72 to 593 and encodes 173 amino acids. The transcript has a single exon. NCBI's taxonomy places the organism in Eukaryota, Viridiplantae, Streptophyta, Magnoliopsida, Cucurbitales, Cucurbitaceae. The record is from RefSeq and is a predicted model, not a curated record.